Molecule: messenger RNA, 668 nt
Organism: Vigna unguiculata (cowpea)
Lineage: Eukaryota; Viridiplantae; Streptophyta; Magnoliopsida; Fabales; Fabaceae
Product: Bifunctional inhibitor/lipid-transfer protein/seed storage 2S albumin superfamily protein
Biological process (GO): systemic acquired resistance
Molecular function (GO): fatty acid binding
Source: RefSeq, a predicted model, not a curated record
UCUAUGGAAUUCACAGUGCUAUAUAUAACCAAAUACCUGUUAUACAAUACAAGUGAGUGAUCAGUGUAAGCAGAUUCUGAGAGAAAAAGAUGAGGAACUUGAAGGGUAGAGGUAGGGCUAUUUCCCUUGUGGCAGUGCUGAUUUUUGUGUUGGUUUUGGGUGCUGAGGGUGCUGGUGAAUGUGGAAAGACCCCUAUAGGGUCUGCAGCUGCAAGUCUGAGCCCUUGCUUGAGUGCUGUUAGCAAUGUGAAGGCAAAGGUUCCUUUGGCUUGUUGUGCAAGAGUUGGUGCUUUGCUCAGAACUGCUCCAAAAUGUCUCUGUGCUGUUCUGUUGUCUCCUCUGGCCAAACAAGCUAAGAUCAACCUUGCCACUGCUAUCACCAUUCCAAAGAGAUGCAACAUCAAGAACCGUCCUGCAGGAAACAAAUGUGGAAAGUACACUCUACCCUGAAAUCAACAAACAACAGAGUAAUAUUCAAUAUGCAGUGUUAAGCAGAUUACAGAGAUAAAUAAAUGCAAUUGAUGUGGCAUCAUCUUCAACCGUGACCUGUUUCAGUGGUGGCAUAGUGUUCGUCGUAAUUAAUAUUAAUGAUUACUAUCCAAAACUUGUUAUUGUUUUCAUUCCAAAAAGAUGUUAAGAUAAUGGAAAUAAUAAAAAUUCGUAACUCUA